Messenger RNA from Temnothorax curvispinosus, 5044 nucleotides. RefSeq names its product mitogen-activated protein kinase kinase kinase 11-like. Gene Ontology annotation, biological process: protein phosphorylation. The record is from RefSeq and is a predicted model, not a curated record. Lineage: Eukaryota; Metazoa; Arthropoda; Insecta; Hymenoptera; Formicidae. The transcript is spliced from 14 exons. Gene Ontology annotation, molecular function: ATP binding; JUN kinase kinase kinase activity; protein binding. The coding region runs from base 1004 to 4585 and encodes 1193 amino acids.
CACGUCUACGGGAUCGUCGCUCGUCGAUGGCGGGGCCGUCGUGGGCCGUCGUACGAAACAUGGCGUCCGCGAGGUUAUUGCUGUGAGUGCUGUCCCGUUUUCUGUCGUUAAAUGCGGCAUCGUCGCGCGGACUCCGGUCUGACGCGAAGCGUCGUGUCCUCGGGACCGGCGAGGGCGUCCGCUUGAACCCCGCCGCCACCCGGGUCUCGGGGGCCGCUCGGUAGGCGCGAUUAAUCGGCGGCCAGGCAGCGAGGAGACACAGAGCCCCCCGUCAACACGGAGUUGGGCGCUUGUGGGUAUACACACACCCUGACGCGCGGGACCAGCCUGGGGACCGAGCUCCGUCAGCUCCGAGCGUGUCGCGACCUUCUUCAUCGUCCCCGGCCGAGUUGACCGUUCCCGCGAGCCGCGACCCCCGCGGCGAGGGUUCCCCAGGUAGGGCGAGCGGGGCACCCCGUGCGCUGCCGCCGCCGUCGCCGUCGCCACCGCCGCACACACGGACACGCGCUUCAGAAUGCCGGUCCCCCCCGUGAUGAGAUUGUUUUUGUACACGGGGUGGUAGAGGCGCGAGAGCCCGGGGGAGAACGCUCGCACGUUCCUCGCGCCCCGAUGGAAAGCGGCGCGGUGGCACCGACGUGGUCGCGCAGCAUUGUCCGAUUUCGCAGUCGCCGUAGCGUCCGCGACCGAGCGAGGCCGAUGUAAACGCGGCCGACGGUGUUCCGGAGGCACGGGACCGCGUGUCGUUGUCGAGGAUGCGCCCGACGACCGAGCGACGACGAUAAUACACAUAACAUAUGAUCCCAAUGUAUCCCCAUCGUCGGGAAGCGGCAAGGUAAACAUUAAGCAGAAUAGUUGGAGAAACGGGGAGUGCCCACCACACUGGGCACGUUUUUACUUUUCUCGUUGCGUGAACGAAGUAGCGAGAUACCGUCGUGCGCGCGGAGAGAGGAAAAGGGUGUGAUUUACGCUACAGAAGAGUGGAGCAAGGAGAGUGUUGAGCCAUAUGCCGCCAGCCGGGCUAUCGGCGAGAGGCUUGUCUACCUUGAUGGACCACGGACAACCGGAUGCUCGUCAUCGGAGCGAGCGUUUCCUAUUUUACUCAGAGAAUGGCUCCUCACAUCCUCAUAGUCCCAACACGGCCAACUCAUCGCCACGGUAUCAGUACAACAGCAGAACCAAUAGUCAUACUGCUAGUUACGGGUCCACAUAUGGACGUACGUCUAGCAACAAUAUGUCUGAUAGCAGUGUUUCUGACACGCAUAGCGGCGGAACUGCGAGAACUAUCUCUCAACAGACUAGUCCAUCCCACGGCACACAUUCCUCUUCUCAGUCGCGGCAGGACAAUAGCAUCACUAUCUUCACAGCCCUCUUCGAUUAUGUCGCUCAGGGUGAAGAUGAGUUAUCCCUGCAGAGAGGGGAAACUGUUGAGGUUUUGUCUAAGGACGCUAAAAUCUCAGGCGACGAGGGAUGGUGGACAGGAAAGAUUCGUGGAAAAGUGGGAAUUUUUCCGGCAAACUUUGUUGCAGAGGCAGAAAGCAUCGAUCAAGUUUCGUCGGUGAUCGAUAAAGUUCAGCCAAUUGAAAUCGACUUUGAGGAGUUGCAACUGGAAGAAGUUAUAGGAGUCGGAGGAUUUGGAAAAGUAUACAGGGGUUUUUGGAACAAACACGAGGUAGCUGUCAAGGCUGCGCGUCAAGAUGCGGGCGAGGAACCUAGUGCAACAUUAGAAAACGUUCGACAGGAAGCGAAAUUAUUCUGGUUGUUGAAACACGAAAAUAUUGUGCAAUUAGAAGGAGUGUGUUUAAAAAUGCCCAAUAUGUGUCUCGUGAUGGAGUACGCUCGCGGCGGCAGUCUUAACAGAGUUCUCAGCGGCAGGAAAAUAAGGCCUGAUGUAUUGGUCGAUUGGGCGAUACAGAUCGCGAGAGGGAUGGAUUACCUUCACAACAAGGCACCCAUAAGUCUUAUUCACAGAGAUCUAAAAAGUUCCAACGUAUUGCUAAGUGAGCCGAUUGAAAAUGACGACUUUCAAUACAAAACUCUGAAGAUCACGGACUUUGGUUUGGCGAGGGAAGUCUACAAAACGACUCGUAUGUCUGCGGCCGGAACGUAUGCCUGGAUGGCGCCGGAAGUUAUUAAAAAGAGUACUUUCAGCAAAGCCAGUGAUGUAUGGAGCUAUGGCGUGUUACUGUGGGAACUUUUGACGGGGGAGACACCGUAUAAGGGUAUCGAUGCUCUGGCUGUAGCAUACGGUGUUGCUGUCAACAAGUUAACUCUACCUAUACCAUCUACCUGUCCUCAACCGUGGAGUCUUCUCAUGGAAGCAUGCUGGGCAUCGGAUAGUCACGCUCGACCGGGAUUCACGGAAAUCUUAAUAGCUUUGGACGAAGUGCGCAGCGCAUUCGCGGCAACGCCACACGAAUCUUUUCACACGAUGCAGGAAGAUUGGAGGCAGGAGAUCGAACAAGUUCUGCAUGGAUUGCGCAUGAAGGAAAAGGAGCUGCGCUGUAGAGAAGAGGAACUGACGAAGGCACAAGUGCAACAGAGACAGCACGAGGAAAAUUUGAGGCAACGGGAACAGGAGUUAGCCGCGCGCGAGAUAGCCAUAUUGGAGAGGGAGCUCACCGUGAUGAUCAUUCAACAGCAAAACACGCCUACGCCGAAUAAGAGACGUGGCAAAUUUAAGAAGUCGCGGUUAAAAUUAAAUAAGAAGGAACCUGGAAGCAAUAUUAGUGCUCCUUCGGAUUUUCGUCACACGAUCACCGUUCAGGACACGGCCUUGGAUCGAGGCAAAGUGAGGAAUCCGUCGAGACCGAACAGUCCCCCAGGCUCGCCCAGCAUUCCGAGGCUCAGAGCGAUCGCAUUACCGGCGGACGGAGUUAAGGGUAAGACUUGGGGACCGUCGACGCUUCAUCAACGUGAGCGCGGGGCUAUUAUCACCCAGCCGCCGAACCCCGCCUCUCCUGGCGGCAAACGCUGGUCCCGUUCCGCGCCAGAUCUCGAAAAGACACCUCUGCGUACAGCCCUGUUGGCGAACGCACACCGCUCCCCGCUUCUGCAGGAAAUAGGCCUCUCUGAGGAAAGCAUCUACCACACCCAUUAUACAGCAUUACCGCCCGAUCUGUCGGCCGAUAACUGGAUAACGUCGGAAUAUCCUCUGAAGCCCGGGCUAACCGGGCCCUACAUCAUGCCGAUGCCCGUACCCAUGCCCACCCUCUACAACGGCGAAACGAAAAAACCAAAGCUAAGCAUAGUCGAGCUGGUAUUGUACAACAUCGCGGCGAUGCUGGCCGGCGUAGCCACCGGCUACGACGUGAGAAUGUCGAACAUAUCCCCGAUACAUCCGCGCCUCUAUCCACGGAUGGGCGAGUGCGACGAGGAUCAGCCAAGGUGGUGGUUUCAAGCGGACACCGGAUCGAAUCGCAACUCCUACCUCGGCGCCGAUUACGAGUUCAGCUCGAGCAGCGGCUAUCCGCACAACACUUAUCACGGACGGGCACACCAUUGCAGGCCGUUCCUGAGUAACAUGGGUGGCAUAGCGCCCGGCCUUCCAUCCGUGGCGAUGCCGGAUAAGCCGUUGCGCUUUACGGAUUCCCCGCAGCACUAUACGAGUAGCACGACGGGUUCUAACGCCCCGACGCCAAGCCCGAGAAGGAAGAGCAGCAGCAGCACCAGCAACGAGGAUGCGUACUCGCACGAUGCGGCCCGCGUCGAUCGUAUGGAGAGGGUGCCAACGAUAUAUAUGGGUAACGUCGCCCCAUUCCCGGAUUAUGGACCGCCAAUGUAUACCGUCGUACCACCGGAGUACUAUCGGCCCCCUGAACCGACGUAUUUCAUACCUGCGGAGUAUCACGACCGGAUGCUCGAGUGCCCCGAGUUCCCGCACGCGUACGACAAUCCGAGCAGCAUGAACAGCCCGGCUAGGCCGGUGUCCAGGCUUUUGCCCUACACGCAUCACCGCACCUCGUCGAACGUCUCUAACGCCAGCACGUCGAGCCAGAGCAACGUCAACCCGACAUUCCGGCUGGAGGACGAGGACGACUAUGGCGUGUAUUCGCCGAUAUCGUAUUACCAGCGACCUUCGAACGUUAUCUCCAACUUGACGACGACGUAUGGCGGGAGUAUAAUUAAUCACGAGUACGGCUCGCCGUUGCUGACCCGUCAGAACUCCCACGACUCCAACUCGAAUUCCGGUGAGCGGCCGAGCAAUCUGGAGGUGGUCACGCGGUUACGCUCGAGCCUGAAACGAUCCAGUUACAAUCCAUACAACUCGCCGAGCAAGAGCGUGAGCAAAAACAACUCCGGUUCGGGCACACCGACGAAUCCAACACCGCCGGAUUCGCUCACGUCCGAGGACUCGAGCUACGUCUCCGCCAAGGACAGCCAGAUUUCCAUCGGCCGGGUACGCUUCUCGCCGGUAACGUUCGAUCGCGAUGGCGUGUCGGCACGCGAAGCCCACAGAGAAACGCUGCUGGACAUCCCGGUUCACGGUCAGAGCCAGGACGUCACAGUGCCGCUGCAGGCCAACCGACGCCUCAAUCGAAACAGGAAGCCGAGCAUCUCGGAGCUUGAGAGGGAGUUCUUGUCAUAGCACUGGCUUAUUUAAGGCCGCGCGGCUCCCUCUCAUGUAGGACCAGCUGGACCAAGCGGGUUCGUCGAUAUUUUAUCUAUUUAUCGAUAUUUCUAGCGAAUGGUAGUCCUAGGACCGAUCUCUUUAUGCCUCCGAUUAUACAAUUGCGAUUAUGAAAUCUUAUGAUCGUCGACUGGAAGAAUUUGCAAAAUGAAUUGCACGUUAUCGAAGCACUGCCUCUCGCGGACGAUUCUCAAUGGUAGUAGUACACUAACAAGUCUGGGAAUUAUUACAUUCCAUACAACACACAAUCCAGCGAAAAAAUCACGUAACGUAGCAUAAUGCGUGAUUGGACGCGAAUUUUUAAUUUGAUAACGCUAAUGAUAUUUGAUAUACGUGUCGCAUGUAGAAAUACAUAUUACACGAGCGAAGAUUGCGACGCGACGUGGUAUAUAUUCAAAUUGCAUAUUACUCCGAGAA